Messenger RNA from Astrephomene gubernaculifera, 1556 nucleotides. Lineage: Eukaryota; Viridiplantae; Chlorophyta; Chlorophyceae; Chlamydomonadales; Astrephomenaceae. The record is from the annotation of a GenBank genome assembly.
GUGAAGCGUUGUCCUGAAAAAUAGGAAAGCAGUAAUAAGCGCUUCUACUGAUUGGCAUAGCUUUGGCCCUUAUCGCCCCGAAGCCGACUCGUUGAACCAUGCUAUCCUUGCACCAAGGCGACGUCGCAAAUGUCCGGCAAUCAUCUCGAGGCAUUCCUUACGCCUUCCCGAUCCGCUUCUGCAGAAACCUCCAUAGACGCGCAACAGCACGAAGCGCCCCUGAAAAGUCCUCCCUCAGGGUCGCCGACACAGCCACAGAGAAUAGCAGUACAGAUGUAAACGCUGGUGAUACGGCAAAGCCGACACUACCUCAGCAAGCCCCGGUCGCGGCUAGGGCAACAUCUGGGGCUGGUACGGAGGUCACAACUGCAGCUGCACGCAAACAGCAGCAGCAGCGGUCAGUUCGUAGAGCCGAGUCCACGGACGCGGUUGCAACCUUCCUGACGCGGCGAUUCGGAAUUGCGGGCGGUCUAGCAUGGCUGGGUUUCUUGGCAGUGGGAACGCUAGGGGAGCAGAUUAAGACGCGCAUGGAGGUGGCGAAUGAAGUUAACGGCACCAAGGAGGUCCAGGAUGCACCGGAGGUGGUACUCCCAAGCGGGGUUCGAUACCGGGAUCUGCGGGUGGGCGGCGGCCAGAGCCCCCUCAAGGGCUACCUGGUAGUGCUCGACUACACUGCCACCACGGACGGAGUACAGUUUGAGUCCACACGUGCACGCGGCAAGCCUAUCGUCUACUUGUACGGCAGCCGCCCCUUCACAGGCGGCAUGUGUGCGGGACUGGAGCAAGCGCUUGCAACCAUGCGCGCUGGCGGGCGCCGAAUCGUCACGGUACCUGCAGAUCUGGGUUUCGGAGAACGGGGUGCCGUACUUCGCCCCACGGAGCAUGUACCGGAUAAGAAGGGAUUGGUGCCGCCGGGGGCAACAUUGGUGUAUGAUGUGGAGUUGGUACGUGUGUCUAUUCCGCCGUCGUGACAUCAGUAAGUAGCUUGUAUAGUAUUAAGACGGUUACUGUCAGUAGCGGAGCGGGGGCUUGAUGUCAGAGCAGGAUGAGCGGUGCAUUGCUUGUUUAGGGGACGCAGUUAAGCAAGGUGAGGCGUAGGCCGGAGAAGGCGAAUGAAGAGAUGAACGGGAGGUGCCUUACAGCAGAGCCGCAUGAAUGAUGGACGUAGCUAGGGCGAACCCUCAGCAGCACAGUUUCUUAAAGUGAUGGUUGAUAACUUUGGAGAACUUGGUACCCCCUGGAAGGGUUUUCAAAAGUUCAUGAGAGGCGAGCAAGCUCUGGCAACAUGUCGCUGGGUUUGUGCCAAUUGCGUGGCCUUUACAGUGAUGACAACAGUACUGGUGACAAUACUGUACAGGCCACACAACAUAAUACGCCAAACUGGAGGCGACCAGCUUAAUCAACUACAGGCUGAUGGCAUUCAAGGCCUGGGGGCGAAUGGUGUUGAGAUUUGGUGCUUAGCGCCUGUUGGUCCAGUAGACUACUUGCCGUAUACCGUAGAUGUAAGGGUGCAACACCCUAGGCGGCGGAAACCCACUGACGGAGUUAAUUGCGAC